Molecule: messenger RNA, 1721 nt
Organism: Cryptomeria japonica (Japanese cedar)
Lineage: Eukaryota; Viridiplantae; Streptophyta; Pinopsida; Cupressales; Cupressaceae
Product: beta-glucosidase 12
Exons: 11
Coding region: 244-1668 (474 amino acids)
Biological process (GO): carbohydrate metabolic process
Molecular function (GO): beta-glucosidase activity
Source: RefSeq, a predicted model, not a curated record
UCACUCUCUCUUAUUGGGUUGUAGAUUUUUCAUCCUUAUCUUUACAUUAUAUGUGACAGGGCCGUGUUGAAUGCUCGCUUUCAAGUGUUCUAAUAUGAAUAGAACUAACUCCUGACAUUCAAAUCCAAAUUCUAGUGGAGGGGCCUCGUUUUUCCUCUUUAAAAAAGAACUCAUCUGUGCAUCCUCAUGGCAUAACUGCAUUCUCUGUAUUGGAUCUGAAAGUCUAAUAUAGCUUACUUCAUAAUGGGAUGGAGAGCUUGUAUAGUGGUUUGUAUGUGGUGGGUCUUGCUGGUAUCAGCUCAGGAAGAAAUAGAAGUAGCAAGUAGAAGUGGGUUUCCCGGUGGAUUCAUAUUCGGUACAGCCUCUGCUUCAUAUCAGUAUGAAGGAGCUGCGAUGGAAGAAGCAAGAGGCCCGAGCAUUUGGGAUACUUACUCCCAUACCCCAGGGAAAACUGCUAAGGGGAACAAUGGAGAUGUUGCUGUGGAUGAAUACCAUCGCUAUAAGGAGGAUGUGAAACUGAUGAAGGACAUGGGCUUGGAUGCAUAUAGGUUUUCUAUUUCCUGGUCACGGAUAUUACCAUAUAUCAAGCCUUUUGUGACACUGUUUCAUUGGGACCUUCCACAAUCUCUGGAGGAUAGCUAUGGAGGCUUUCUCAGCGAAUAUAUUGUGAAAGAUUUUGAAGCUUACAGUGAAUUGUGCUUUCAUGAGUUUGGUGAUCGAGUGAAGCACUGGAUUACUCUAAACGAACCUCAUUCCUAUGCUACUGGAGGAUAUGAAACUGGCACAUUGGCACCCGGUCGCCACUCCUCUUCUGAUGGAAAUUCAAGCAAAGGAAAUUCUGCAACAGAGCCAUAUAUUGUGGGGCAUAAUUUUCUUCUAUCUCAUGCAGCUGCUGUGCAUGUGUACAAGAGCAAGUAUCAGACGAUACAGAAAGGAUUGAUUGGAAUUGCAUUAAAUAGUCACUGGAUGGUUCCCUAUUCAAAAUCAUACUCUGACCAGAAAGCUGCCCAAAGGGCGAUAGAUUUUAUGUUUGGAUGGUACAUGGAUCCCAUUACAAAAGGGAAAUACCCAUCAACAAUGAAAAAUCUUGUUGGCGAGCGUUUGCCCAAAUUUACUGCCCAUCAAUCUGCUAUUUUGAAAGGUUCAUUUGAUUUUCUGGGCUUAAAUUAUUACACAAGUUUCUACGCCAUUGAUGUUCCAGUGCCACCGAAUCCCAUUAACACCACCUAUACAUUGGACUCUCAAGCUAAACUUACAGCUGAGAGAAAUGGUACGCUCAUCGGACCAGUGGCAGCAUCGAGCUGGCUUCACGUAUAUCCACGUGGAAUAAGAGAGCUGUUGAACUACGUAAAACAAAGAUACGACAAUCCACUCAUUUUCAUUACAGAAAACGGCAUUGAUGAAAAAAAUGAUGAUACAUUAUCAUUGACACAAGCACUUAAUGAUACUUGGCGAAUAGACUAUCAUUCAAAGCAUUUAUUACUUGUUCAACAAGCAAUAAGGGGUGGAUCUAACAUACAAGGUUACUUUGCAUGGUCUUUGUUAGACAACUUUGAAUGGGGAAGUGGCUAUACAGUUCGAUUUGGUCUUCAUUACAUCGAUUAUAAGAAUAAUUUAAAUCGAUAUCCAAAGGCAUCAGUCUAUUGGUUUCGUAGAUUCUUGAAGUAAAAUACUAUAAAGCUUAUCAUAGAUUAUAAGAAUAAUUUAAAUCAAUAUCCAAU